AUGUCGGAACAAGAAGCGCAGAGACCUGGUAUGGGCGAGCAGGAGCCUUUGCUUGGAAGAGCGGGCGAUGCAGCGCAGCAGGAUGGUCUGCCACUCUACCACAACCUCGUCAUCGGCACCGGAGUGAUCGCACAAGCUGGAUCAUGGAUCCUCGUAGCAAUCGUUUGGGGCGCAGUCUUCUCAAACCCGGUCAUCCUUUUCUCGGCGCAUCCUUUGCUCAACUCGGCAGCAGUCCUACUCUUUACCCAGGGCGUCCUCAUCCUCCAACCCACCCACACAGCCAAGCAGAAGAAACAGGGCACCUGGGCCCACGCUGGACUCAACGACCUCGCUCUCUCCUGCGGUAUUGCCGGUCUCGUCGUUAUCGAGUACAACAAGAUUGCCCACAAUGGCACACACUUCGUAUCACCCCACGCCAUCCUGGGCCUGAUCACCUAUAUCCUGAUACUCAUUCAGGGUCUUGUUGGCUUCACGCAAUACUUUGUGCCUCAGAUCUAUGGAGGCGGAGAGAAUGCAAAGAAGCUCUACAAGUACCACCGUGUGAGUGGUUACUUCAUCUUCUUGGUGCUGCUUGCAACUGUUGCAGCAGCAACACAGACAGACUACAACAAGAACGUCCUCAAGAUCCAGCUGUGGGCUGUGCUUGUUGCAAUUGCCAUCACCUUGAUUGGUGUCUUGCCAAGGGUCAAGAAGCAAAAGUUCGGCUGGUUGGCCGGACAGUAG
This is a messenger RNA of Aureobasidium subglaciale EXF-2481, 723 nucleotides long. RefSeq lists its product as uncharacterized. The record is from RefSeq and is a predicted model, not a curated record. Gene Ontology annotation, molecular function: transmembrane monodehydroascorbate reductase activity. Bases 1 to 723 code for a protein of 240 amino acids. Lineage: Eukaryota; Fungi; Ascomycota; Dothideomycetes; Dothideales; Saccotheciaceae. The transcript has 3 exons.